AAAAACACUACAAGAAGCCUAAAGCAAACGUUACACAUCGCCAUUCGAAUAGAACAUCAUGCCAUGUUUUCACACCACCUAACACGUCAAUUCGCAAACCCCGCCCUAAGUCCUAAAGUCCAUUGCUUGGCAACAAGUGAGAGCCGGGCUACUCUGCCAUGGCCGAGUGGCUGACUGUCCCUGGCCUGUGGAAACAGAAAGAAACUCAAACACCAGUGUUUGACACCAGUGGAAACGCGGAAACAGAGGACAGUCACUGGCUUCUGUCCGUGGCUUUACCGGGUGGUCGCAGGGGAUGUCGCGGUCAUCACAUUGCUGGUACAAACCUAAGAUAUGUGCCACGGCGCGCCAUCCUCUACUGCCCCGGCAAUGAUGAGAGGAAGCUGAAGAAAUUGGUAUCGCUAAAGGGCCUGGACUGUGCGGUGCUCGACUGUGAGGAUGGGGUGGCCCUCACCAAAAAGACAGAGGCCAGGGAGAUCAUCUCCAGAGUGCUGUCAGAACUGGAUCUGGGCAGGACAGAGAAAUGUGUGAGGGUCAACUCAGUGUCCAGUGGCCUUGCCGAUGUUGACCUAGAGGUCAUCCUGCAGGCCAGUGUUCUGCCUCCUGCCCUGAUGCUGCCCAAGUUGGAGUACACAGGAGAGGUGCAGUGGUUUGUUGACAGACUUCAGCACCACUUGAAAGGGCGAGUGCUGACAGAGCCCAUUCGCCUGGUCACCUUUGUGGAAACCGCUGUAGGCCUGCUUAAUUUGAAGGUUGUGUGUGAGGAGGUGAGACGUUUGGCCCCCACAGUUGGUCUCCACCAUGACGGUGUGGUGUUCGGUUCGGAUGACUUCUGCGCCAGCGUAGGUGCCACGCGGACUAAGAAUGCCAUGGAGCUGCUCUAUGCCCGUCAGAAGGUGGUGGUAACAUCAAAGGCCUUCGGGCUGCAAGCCAUAGACCUGGUCCACAUUGACUACAAGGACCAAGAUGGUCUACAGCAGCAGGCCAGGGAAGGUGCUCUCAUGGGCUUCACAGGGAAGCAGGUGAUCCACCCCAACCAGAUCCAGGCAGUGCAGGAGGAGUUUUCUCCCAGUCUUGAGAGAGUCCAGUGGGCUACAGAACUUAUCGCUGCUUUUGACACACACCAAAAACAGGGAAAGGGUGCCUUCACCUUCCGGGGCAGUAUGAUCGACAUGCCGUCAGUGAAGCAGGCUCAGAACAUCAUAACGCUUGCUGCCGUCACUGGGAAUUGAGGAGCUCAGCAAGAAGAGUCGGGGAUAGGAAUGGAAUGGAGUGGAGUGGAAUGACAGGAGGGAGAAACCAACUGAGAAACAGUGAGACAAGUCACUUUUCUGUGUGCCCCGGCAUUUGCUUGAGGAGAUGGCAUACCACCAGAAAACCCCAAAUGUAUGACCUUGUGGAUUUACAGCACCAUUUAAUUAUACAUUUUACUGAUGUUGAUGUGUUUUAUCAUUGUGUUCAUUAAAUAAAAAAUUAAAUAUUUUACAGUA
Esox lucius (northern pike) is the source of this 1490-nucleotide messenger RNA. RefSeq names its product citrate lyase beta like (gene clybl). Lineage: Eukaryota; Metazoa; Chordata; Actinopteri; Esociformes; Esocidae. The coding region runs from base 159 to 1232 and encodes 357 amino acids. The transcript has 8 exons. The record is from RefSeq and is a predicted model, not a curated record. Gene Ontology annotation, biological process: regulation of cobalamin catabolic process. Gene Ontology annotation, molecular function: (S)-citramalyl-CoA lyase activity.